AUGAGUAAGGAAGAGCUCAGAGCCAAACUUUCAGAAUUCAAGCUUGAAACCAGAGGUGUAAAGGAUGUAUUAAAGAAGAGACUGAAAAACUAUUACAAGAAGCAGAAGCUGAUGUUGAAAGAGAGCAAUUGUGCUGACAGUUACUACGAUUACAUUUGUAUUAUUGACUUUGAAGCCACUUGUGAAGAGGGAAACCCACCUGAGUUCAUACAUGAAAUAAUUGAAUUCCCUGUUGUUUUGCUGAAUACUCAUACCUUAGAAAUAGAAGAUACAUUUCAGCAGUAUGUGAGACCAGAGAUUAACACCCAACUUUCUGACUUCUGCAUCAAUCUAACUGGAAUUACUCAGGAGCAAGUAGACAGAGCUGAUACCUUCCCUCAGGUACUGAAAAAAGUCAUUGACUGGAUGAAAUUGAAGGAAUUAGGGACAAAGUAUAAAUAUUCCAUAUUAACAGAUGGUUCAUGGGAUAUGAGUAAGUUCUUGAACCUUCAGUGCCAGCUAAGCAGACUCAAAUAUCCACCUUUUGCUAAAAAGUGGAUCAAUAUUCGAAAGUCAUAUGGAAACUUUUACAAGGUUCCUCGAAGCCAAACUAAGCUGACAAUAAUGCUUGAAAAACUCGGAAUGGAUUACGACGGGCGGCCUCACAGUGGUCUUGAUGACUCUAAGAACAUUGCCCGAAUAGCAGUCCGAAUGCUGCAGGAUGGGUGUGAACUCCGGGUUAACGAGAAGAUGCAUGCGGGGCAGCUAAUGAGUGUGUCCUCUUCACUGCCGAUAGAGGGCACUCCAGCGCCACAAAUGCCGCAUUCCAGAAAAUAA
Molecule: messenger RNA, 816 nt
Organism: Rangifer tarandus platyrhynchus (Svalbard reindeer)
Lineage: Eukaryota; Metazoa; Chordata; Mammalia; Artiodactyla; Cervidae
Source: the annotation of a GenBank genome assembly